Molecule: messenger RNA, 614 nt
Organism: Drosophila montana
Lineage: Eukaryota; Metazoa; Arthropoda; Insecta; Diptera; Drosophilidae
Product: histone H3.3A
Exons: 3
Coding region: 169-579 (136 amino acids)
Cellular component (GO): nucleosome; nucleus
Molecular function (GO): structural constituent of chromatin; protein heterodimerization activity; DNA binding
Source: RefSeq, a predicted model, not a curated record
AUACAUCGCCGAACUAGUAAUUGAACUGAUAUCGAUAUAGAAGACUCCAGAAAACAUCGAUACAGAAUCAUUGUGAAAUCGGUCCCCGUUGGAUACACAUCGUGUUCUCCGUGAAUAUUCUAAAAAACUAAAUAAAUUAUACAUUUACGUCACGCUCAUUAAGUGAAAAUGGCACGUACCAAGCAGACCGCCCGUAAAUCGACUGGAGGCAAGGCUCCACGUAAGCAGCUGGCCACCAAGGCAGCCCGCAAAUCGGCACCGUCCACCGGCGGCGUUAAGAAGCCCCAUCGUUAUCGUCCCGGCACCGUUGCUCUGCGUGAGAUUCGUCGCUACCAGAAGUCCACUGAGCUGCUUAUCCGCAAGCUGCCCUUCCAGCGUUUGGUGCGUGAAAUUGCUCAGGAUUUCAAGACCGAUUUGCGUUUCCAGUCAGCUGCCAUUGGUGCUCUGCAGGAAGCCUCCGAGGCCUACUUAGUGGGUUUGUUUGAGGACACCAACUUGUGCGCUAUUCAUGCCAAGCGUGUCACCAUUAUGCCCAAGGACAUUCAGUUGGCGCGUCGCAUUCGCGGCGAGCGUGCUUAAGCGCAGCAAACACAAAAAACAUCAACAAAAACAAA